GCAUCUUUGAUCGCUGACAUCUGUGACGAACCGCAGCCAACCUUUCGGGGAUGUCGAGCUCUGCUGUCACAGCCAACCCACCGCAAGCAUGACGGAGAUCGCACCGCGCGAGGUCACUCCGCCUCCCCUCCAAGCCCCCACGGCCAAAGAACGGAAAUACGACCGUCAAUUGAGAUUAUGGGCUGCCGCAGGGCAACGCGCCUUGGAAGAAUCCCACGUCCUCUUGAUUGUGGGAGACGAUGACUUUGGUUCCAAUAGCAGUGUUGCUGGUGCUGAAGCUCUAAAGAACCUCAUCCUACCGAGUGUCGGCAGCUUCACAAUUGCAGACUCCGCAACCGUCACCGAAAAAGAUCUGGGAAUCAACUUCUUCCUCGAGUCGGACAGUCUUCACAAAUCAAGAGCGGACGAGAUGAGACGGUUGCUGCAAGAGUUGAAUCCCGAUGUGACCGGCCACGCUAUUUCAGCUCCCUUGACAGAAUGGCUCCCUGUGCAAGACUCCCUCAAGCCGUACAAUCUGAUCCUCCUCUGCGCUCCAGUGUCCCGGGAACCGCUCGAGAGGAUAUGUGGGUAUGCUUUGGCAAAUUGGAUACCAGCCAUCUACGUCCAAUCAGUCGGAUUCUUUGCCUCCUUUUCAAUUCAAUUGCCUGGUGAAUUUCCCAUCGUGGAUACUCACCCCGAUCCCGAAAGCACCCAAGACCUCCGUCUUCUUGCGCCCUGGCCUGAACUCGAUGCCGAAAUCGAUGCUCUGGGGGACCUCUCAUCGCUAUCAGAUCACGACCACGGCCAUAUCCCAUACAUCCUCAUUCUCUUACACUAUCUUAGACGGUGGAAGCUCGAUCACAAUGACAAGUACCCUUCGUCCUUCAAAGAAAAGACCGAGUUUCGGGACCUUGUCAAAUCGGGCGCGAGAACAAACAAUCCCGAAGGCGGCGAAGAGAACUUUGACGAAGCCUGUGCUGCGGUUCUCAAGAGUAUCGCUCCCCCACCACUGGGCAGUGGUUGUAAGGAGAUGAUGUCUAUGCCUUCGUGCACCAACCUGACCACGGACUCCGCCAACUUCUGGGUAGUCGCAAAUGCCAUCAAAAAAUUCUACGACACCCACGGCGUUCUACCGCUACCUGGAACUCUACCAGACAUGAAAGCCACCAGCGCAGAUUAUGUCAAGCUUCAAACCAUCUACAAGACCAAAGCACGAGCUGACGUGGCCGAAGUGACAAAGCUUGUUCGACAAAUUGAAACGUCCCUUUCAAGGACGGCUUCGCAAGUACCGGACUCGGAGAUUGAAUCCUUUUGCAAAAACGCCUCUCAUGUACGCGUCUUGACCAACCAAAACAAAGACACUCUACCUUCACUCCGACUAAUGCUACCGGAUCCCAAAAUCUCCUCUCGUCUUGGAUCCAUCAUCGAAAAUGAUUGGGAAUCCCUGUUCCCUGUGUUCAUCGCACUCAACAGUAAAAGCUUCUCGUCAGACACUCCGCCCAACGUGGCUUCACUAUCAUCCGACCCCGAAACCCAAGACAACAUCACCAAUGCAAUCACGGAAGUCGAGCGUGCGGGGGGCGGUGAGCUGCAUAACAUUUCCAGUAUAUUGGGAGGCAUGGUCGCGCAGGAGGCGAUCAAACUGCUUACGAGGCAGUAUGUGCCUGUAGAUGGGACUUGUGUAUUUGAUGGCAUAAAGAGCAAGUCUGGAGUCUUCAAGAUUUGAAACUCAUAUACAGAAGGCACCGAGGCUUGAAUCAAGUAUGCAAGCCCCUUUUCGAUGGUAAAGAAUCAACGAGUUGGGGGUGAUGAAUAACGAGACAUGCGAUAAUAGAGGUCAUGAAGGAUGCGGCCCAGAGAAUUGGCCACAAAAAGCACGAUAGAUCGAACGACCGGUAUGGGACUGAUCAAUCGACCCGGGGAUCAACGCACGGAAUCCUCUGAAAUUCUCGCAAGCCCUCCGAGAAGUGGAAUGGUGGACUGACAUCUAAGGCUACAACAUGCAGCACCUCGAGAUAGCCUCCUGAAUGUAGGUAGCUCAAUGAAAGCUCAACGUGUGGAACAACGACCAUGACAGCUGCUAUCUAUCAUAUGCCCUACCGCAGAAGAGAAAUAGACGACACUGGAGACUGGGUUCUGGAGCCCGUUCACACCCAGUUAUUUACUUCCCCUCUGACCCCGAGAAGAGACAGCGACUGAAAGGGGGUGUGAAAGUCGAUGAAUGCUAGCAUGUAAAGGAAUACCAUUAUUACCCAUCCCCGCUAUGCCAUGCCAAUGCCAUCCCAAAAAAAGGGCGC
This is a messenger RNA of Cladophialophora immunda, 2276 nucleotides long. RefSeq lists its product as uncharacterized. Gene Ontology annotation, biological process: protein neddylation. Lineage: Eukaryota; Fungi; Ascomycota; Eurotiomycetes; Chaetothyriales; Herpotrichiellaceae. The record is from RefSeq and is a predicted model, not a curated record. Gene Ontology annotation, cellular component: cytoplasm. The transcript has a single exon. Gene Ontology annotation, molecular function: NEDD8 activating enzyme activity. The coding region runs from base 89 to 1705 and encodes 538 amino acids.